This is a messenger RNA of Peronospora matthiolae, 954 nucleotides long. NCBI's taxonomy places the organism in Eukaryota, Oomycota, Peronosporomycetes, Peronosporales, Peronosporaceae. The record is from the annotation of a GenBank genome assembly.
AUGGUGUCGGUCGAUUGGCUGGACGCCUGGGAUGACUGUUUGAACUUCUUUCACGGCAAAAGUCCGUACCACACGACGAGGUAUACGAAGCUAUCGCACUUUACAAGGAACCAGCGCGUCGGAUGGAAGCUGUCGUGUGCUCUUGGCAUAUUUGUCGGCUGUGUCUUUUUCCAGUGUUUGGGGCUGGCGUGGGAAGGCGAAUUUAGUGACGGACGAGAACAGACACCACCGCUCUUAUUGUUCGGUCCAAUGUCAGCAUUGUAUUCCGUCAUUGCAAUGUGGAUAGCAGCUGUGCAUCUUUACCAACCGACGUUCAAUGGACCUCGGAUCCUUUUGCAUUAUCGACGACCGUCUGCAUGCUCGUGGGAGAUCCUCGACUGGGUCUUCUUUGAGGGAUCGACGACGUCUGCUGUCGUGGCAUUCGUCUUCUUCUGGGUCGUGACGUUGCCAUACUCGCACAUUUCACUGCCGGGUCUUCACGUGAUCGGGAACGUGCUGCAUCUGGCAAUAGUGGGCGUGGACUUUUACUUUACAGCACCGCGGUUUAAAGCCAACCAUGUGUUUCUAGUGCUCAUGUGGCCCGUGUUCUGGAUCUUGAUCCAGUUCUUGUGGGUUAUCAGCGGACACCAACCGAGCGACGACCUGUUCAACUUUCACUCGACGGCGUCGCCCGUAUCGACGCUCGUGCUGUUCGUAGGCACAGCGCUGAUCUUCUACCUCCUGGCCUGGUACUCACGACACUUGCAUCGCAGUUCAGAUCGCGCUGAUGCCAGUGCUCUUGCUUCUGGUGGUAUCAACUCGGACAAAAGCUCGAGCACGUCGACUCCGUAUUGCGACAAACAAAGUACUGCACCCUUCGAUCGAAUCAUGGAUUCCCACCCAGCCAAUAGCUCAUCAUAUGACCGAAAGUCUCAAUCGAUGCAAGCAGGUGCUCGACAUGUAGCCAUGAAAUAA